Lemur catta (Ring-tailed lemur) is the source of this 1065-nucleotide messenger RNA. RefSeq names its product olfactory receptor 10K2. The record is from RefSeq and is a predicted model, not a curated record. Gene Ontology annotation, molecular function: G protein-coupled receptor activity; olfactory receptor activity. Gene Ontology annotation, biological process: G protein-coupled receptor signaling pathway. The transcript has a single exon. Bases 1 to 1065 code for a protein of 354 amino acids. Lineage: Eukaryota; Metazoa; Chordata; Mammalia; Primates; Lemuridae. Gene Ontology annotation, cellular component: membrane.
AUGGAGUGGGUCAAUGAGACUGUGGUGAGAGAGUUUGUCUUCAUUGGCUUCUCUUCCCUGGCCAGCCUGCAGCAGUUGCUCUUCGUUGUCUUCCUGCUCCUCUACCUGUUCACUCUGGGCACCAAUGCCAUCAUCAUUGCCACCAUUGUGCUGGACAGAGCCCUUCACACCCCCAUGUACUUCUUCCUUGCUGUCCUCUCCUGCUCUGAAACUUGCUACACCUUCAUCAUUGUGCCCAAGAUGCUGGUCGACCUACUGGCCCAGAAGAAGACCAUUUCCUUCCUGGGCUGUGCCACCCAGAUGUUUUCCUUCCUCUUCCUUGGAUGUUCUCACUCCUUCCUGCUGGCUGCCAUGGGUUAUGAUCGCUAUGUGGCCAUCUGUAACCCACUGUGCUACACAGUGCUCAUGGGACAUAGGGUGUGUAUGGGACUAGUGGCUGCUGCCUGUGCCUGUGGCUUCACUGUUGCACAGAUCAUCACAUCCUUGGUAUUUCACUUGCCCUUCCACUCCUCCAACCAUCUACAUCACUUUUUCUGUGACAUCUCCCCUGUUCUCAAGCUGGCGUCUCACCAUACCCACUUUAGUCAGAUUGUCAUCUUCAUGCUCUGUACAUUGGUUCUGGUUAUCCCCCUGUUGUUGAUAUCUGUGUCCUAUAUUCACAUUAUCUCUACCAUACUCCAAUUUCCUUCCACAUUGGGCAGGCACAAAGCUUUCUCCACCUGUGCUUCUCACCUCAUUAUUGUCACUAUCCACUAUGGCUGUGCUUCCUUUAUCUGCUUAAGGCCUAAGUCCAACUACUCCUCAGGCCAGGAUGCUCUAAUAUCAGUAUUCUACACUAUCCUAACUCCAUUGUUCAACCCAAUGAUUUACAGCUUGAGGAAUAAAGAGUUCAAAUCAGCUCUUCGUAGAGUUGUAGGAAAAACAAUUUCCCUGCCACAACAUUACUCUGGAUCCGGCUCUUUCCAAACAGUAAAUAUAGGGAAAAAUUCCUGGAACAGAAGUGAUCAAACAAUUAAGCAUUGUGUUCAAAAACAGAGAUCACUUCUCCUUCAUCUCCAAAUAUAA